Molecule: messenger RNA, 1001 nt
Organism: Hypomesus transpacificus
Lineage: Eukaryota; Metazoa; Chordata; Actinopteri; Osmeriformes; Osmeridae
Product: olfactory receptor 4S2-like
Exons: 2
Coding region: 39-1001 (320 amino acids)
Biological process (GO): G protein-coupled receptor signaling pathway
Cellular component (GO): membrane
Molecular function (GO): G protein-coupled receptor activity; olfactory receptor activity
Source: RefSeq, a predicted model, not a curated record
GGUCCGGUCUAUGGAACCACCCAGCACACAAAACAGAUAUGAUUUUGGAUGAUAAUGUCUCCAUCAUUUCAGUGUUUACUCUUUCUGGGUUGGGUGAGACAAUGGAAUACAGAACCACUCUCUUUUCUCUCACUUUGUUGUAUUACAUUGUGAUUAUUAUGGUAAAUGUUGCCCUAAUUUUGACUAUAAUUUUGGACGGAAAUCUCCAUCAACCCAUGUACAUCUUCUUGUGUAACUUGUGCAUCAGUGGACUUUUUGGUACUGCAGGAUUCUAUCCCAAGUUCCUGCUGGAUUUGUUGUCCUAUCAUCAUGUCAUCUCUUAUGCAGGAUGUCUGUUUCAAGCUUUUGUAAUAUAUUCUUCAGCCUGUAGUGACUUUGCUAUUCUGUCAGUGAUGGCUUAUGACAGGUAUGUAGCAAUCUGUAGACCACUGGAGUAUCACUCUGUUAUGACUAAACAGAGGGUCACUCAGUUAGCAUUUUAUCCAUGGAUUUUGACUUUUUCUUUAUUUACUAUUGCUGUUACAAUUACCAUUCAAAUGAAACUAUGUCAAACUCAUAUUGAAAGACUUUACUGUUCAAACUGGUCUGUGGUUAAGCUCUCUUGUAGUUUAACCAUACCAGAUUACAUUGUUGGAUACAUAAUCAUACUUUCUUCAAUUGGACAUUUUAUUUUCAUUCUAUGUUCAUAUACCUAUCUGGUCAGAUUAUGUCUGGAGUCCAUCAAAGACAGGGUAAAGUUCAUGCAGACCUGCAUGCCACAUUUACUGUCAUUAUUCAAUGUUUCCCUUGCUUUGCUUUUUGAUGUUCUGAACAAUCGAUACGGUUCUAGAAAUUUACCACAGAGUCUUCAGAACUUUAUGGCAAUAGAAUUCCUUGUUGUCCCUCCAAUUCUAAACCCUGUCAUUUAUGGUCUUAAACUGACUCAGCUUCGAAACAGAAUUCUGAGAGGAUUUAUGAAUGGGAAAAAACUGUCAAUGUUCCAGAUAAAUGACACUGGCUAA